This is a messenger RNA of Rana temporaria (common frog), 1685 nucleotides long. Its product is annotated as fucolectin-like. Bases 111 to 647 code for a protein of 178 amino acids. The transcript has 4 exons. Lineage: Eukaryota; Metazoa; Chordata; Amphibia; Anura; Ranidae. The record is from RefSeq and is a predicted model, not a curated record.
GCAGGGGCAGUCUUCAGCCAGCACCGGUCUUCUUUCCUGGUUCAGACACGACAGGAGGCGGUCGGGCCGCUCGGGCGGGAGGAGGAGGAGCCUGCCUGGACUGGAGGAGAAUGAAGACUUUGGUGGCUUUGGUUUUGUUGGGGUCGUUGGGUCUGGCUCGGUGCUGCAGCCCUAAACCUGGAGCCACUAAUAUCGCCAGAAGUGGGGAAGCCUCGCAGAGUUCCACCUACCAGGGCGCUACGCCUAUAGGUUACGCCAACAAGGCCAUUGAUGGUGGGAAAGACCUGAACUGGUAUCACGGCUUCUGUAGCCACACGAAUGCGGAGCCGUCGCCCUGGUGGAAGGUGGACCUGAAACAGAAAUACAAAGUGAACGUCGUUGUGGUCACCGGCCGGACGGACUGCUGUAUGGAACGGAUGAAGGGCGCCGAGGUCCGAAUUGGAAAUUCUCCGGACAAUAACAACCCGGUGUGCGGUAAGAUCACCAGCGUUUCUGACCCUGUGACAACGUUGUGCUGUAACGGGAUGGAGGGUCAAUACGUCAGCGUGGUGAUCCCGGGGCGCAGCGAUUUUCUGCACCUGUGCGAGGUGGAGGUCUACGGUGACCCCGUGACUCAGGAAGAGUCAAAGGUAAAACUCUGCUGGUAAACCUCAGAAGAAGAUAACAGAAGGAAUAUUCAAGGUCAUCAACAAAUUUCAUGUCUCGAAAAAAACAUAUCCUUAAGACCCCUGAAAAAAAUGACAGAUCUAUGUUUUCCCAUCCAGGUGUGGCAAGGGUCAGGUGGGUUCUGUCAAAGGGCAAUGUCUGUGUUCAUUGGCCAAGCCCCUGAUUGGUUGUGUGUGAACAUGUUGGGGUUGGUGCGCAGGAUGUGGCAACAACAUCCCAAAUUGGUCCAAAGUUAUGAGCCGUGAAAUGCUUACAAAAAAAAAUACUGACCUGCUCAAAUUUGACAAAAUUGCAAAAAACGCCACCAGCCUGUAGUACCGACCCUAAUAUUCCUCUACCCUGUUGCCUGUGGUACCAACCCUAAGGCUCCUCCAGCCUCUCGCCUGUGUUAUCAACCCUGAGACACCUCCAGCCUCUCACCUGUGGUACCAACCCUGAGACUCCUCCAGGCUCUCGCCUGUGUUACCAGCCCUGAGACUCCUUCAGUCUCUCACCUGUAGUAUCAACCCUGAGACUCCUCCAGGCUCUCGCCUGUGUUACAAACCCUGAGAUACCUCCAGCUCUUCACCUGUGGUACCAACCCUGAGACUCCUCCAGCUUGUCGCCUGUGUUACCAACCCUGAGACUCCUCCAGAAUCUUGCCUGUGGUACCAGCCCUGAGGCUCCUCCAGCCUUUCACCUGUAUUACCAACCCUGAGAUUCCUCCAGGCUCUCGCCUGUGUUAUCAACCCUGAGACUCCUCCAGCUCUUCACCUGUGGUACCAACCCUGAGACUCCUCCAGCUCUUCACCUGUGGUACCAACCCUGAGACUCCUCCAGCCUGUCGCCUGUUUUACCAAACCUGAGACAUCUCCAGCCUCUUGCCUGUGUUACCAGCCCUGACAUCCCUCCAGGUGUUGGCCUUGCCUGGUUGAUUGUAGAGUUUUCCUUUUGUUGGGAGGUGUGGGAUUUUAUCUGAAAUAUUACUGAAUGUAUCAGAAGUUGCUGAAAAAAAAAGUAAAAUAAAAAGUAUUUGCAGA